Molecule: messenger RNA, 476 nt
Organism: Amoebophrya sp. A25
Lineage: Eukaryota; Dinophyceae; Syndiniales; Amoebophryaceae
Source: the annotation of a GenBank genome assembly
AAGCUCGCCGCUGCACCUGCGUCUCCCACCACCGAUGCAGCGGUCCCUCUUGCACCAGCAGGACCUACAAAACCACCGGGAAACGAGGAGCGCGCUUUCAGAACUCGCGAUCGGGAAUCCUUGUUGGAUUACUUGACCAACGAGCUCGACGAAGACGUCCUCGAGACAGUUCUGAAGCGAAAGUCGAACUUCAACGAGCAAGCAGAGGCUGAGCGGGUCACCCGCGUGGUCGAGGCGAAACUUGGUAUCACGCCUGGCGAUGGCAGAGAGACAACUCUUGUUGCCAACAAGGACCCUAGUACUGGCGCCGAUCAUGUUGUGUUGGGUCAUCAAGAACAGCUCGUCCUCCAGCAACAUCAGGUUUCACCGUCCACGUCGCGAGAUGUGGAACAGAUUUCUAUCGGUCGUGGUGUAGACACGGCUGUAACUGCAUCGACGACUGCCUCCUCAUCGUCAGCCUCCUUGUACCAACGAGC